Molecule: messenger RNA, 1414 nt
Organism: Alosa alosa (allis shad)
Lineage: Eukaryota; Metazoa; Chordata; Actinopteri; Clupeiformes; Clupeidae
Gene: cyp7b1
Product: 7-alpha-hydroxycholest-4-en-3-one 12-alpha-hydroxylase
Biological process (GO): cholesterol homeostasis; bile acid biosynthetic process
Molecular function (GO): steroid hydroxylase activity; heme binding; oxidoreductase activity, acting on paired donors, with incorporation or reduction of molecular oxygen
Source: RefSeq, a predicted model, not a curated record
UGUAACAGGGCUUGCAAAAGUCUGGUGUGUGUGUGUGUGUUCGGGGGAGGAGUUGAACCCUUUUGACAGGACCAUGCGGUCACUUCCGCUAUGAUGGUGUGUGUGUGUGUGUGCAGCAGACGGGCAGUCUAGAGCCGGAAUGUUGGAGUGUGUUUUAACUGCUCUCCUCCUCUUCCUCUCCCUCCUCCUCUUCCUCACCCGCAGGUUUGGGAGGCAACGGAGAGAGGGCGAGCCUCCGCUGGUGACCAGCCGUUUGCCGUUUGUGGGGAAAGCCGUAGAGUUUGGACACGAUGCCCUCAAACUCCUCACACAGCUGCAACACACACACGGGGACAUCUUCACCGUACUCAUCGCAGGUCGGUACAUGACGUUUGUGAUGGACCCUCUCCUCUACCCUGCUGUGGUCAAACAUGGCCGCCAGCUGGACUUCCACGCGUUUACUGACACUAUGGCUCCUCCCACAUUCGGCUACCCGCCCAUAAGGGGCGUGGCCUACCCGACUAAGGAUUACAGGCGGCAUGGAGCGCGCCCGAAGCCAGCGGCGUUCGACCGCCGGUUCCCCCUGCUGAUGGGGGGCGUGCCCAUCUGGCUACUGGGACGGACCAAGGCAACGCGGGGGGAACUCAUCGCCCACUUCCACCCCCGCCGCAUGCAGCAGUGGAACGACCCGUCCGACUUCAUCAGGACCAGAACACAGCUGCUGAGCAGUACCGGCUCCGCCCACGGCCGUGUCUCCUCAGCACAUCACUUUGCCAUCCUGUGGGCGUCUGUGGGCAACACCAUCCCAGCUGCAUUCUGGGUAGUCUACCACCUGCUUACCCACCCAGAAGCCCUUGCAGCGGUGAAGUCUGAGAUUCAGGAAGUUCUUGGUAUCCAGGGGGAUGGCCUGGCGCUUAAUGAUGAUGUCACACUUACACUUGAGGAUCUGGACCGUAUGAUCUAUUUACUUCAGCUGGACCUGGCGCUGGCACUCAUCACUCCCGCCAAGGAUGACAUCAUCGCCCUCUAUCCCCAGAGCAUGCACAUGGACCCCGACAUCUACCUGGGGCCUCAGGUGUACAGGUUUGACCGCUUCGUGUUGGAUGGCGGGCGGCGAUCUGACUUCUGCAAGCGCGGUCGGCUCCGCUUUACUUCAAAAGUGCCCGUUGACUCUGGGGCAACAAAGUCUGGGCCUUUCUUAGCCCUAGAACUCAAGCAGCUUGUGUGUGUGCUGCUCCUCUACUGCCGACUGGAGCUCGCACACACACACUCACACACACACACACACACACACCCCACGCCUGAGCUGGACACCUCUCGUGCAGGGUUCUGCCCCCUAAGCGAGAUGUGCCUGUCCACUACACACUCAUCCGAGAGGGAGGGGGGGAGGAGAGAGGGAAAAGAGGAGGUGGAGGAAAAAAGACAUGGAGAAUGA